Messenger RNA from Diachasmimorpha longicaudata, 3333 nucleotides. It is a transcript of the gene trbd, whose product is annotated as ubiquitin thioesterase trabid. Gene Ontology annotation, molecular function: K63-linked polyubiquitin modification-dependent protein binding; cysteine-type deubiquitinase activity. The transcript is spliced from 4 exons. The coding region runs from base 611 to 2797 and encodes 728 amino acids. Gene Ontology annotation, cellular component: nucleus; cytoplasm. NCBI's taxonomy places the organism in Eukaryota, Metazoa, Arthropoda, Insecta, Hymenoptera, Braconidae. The record is from RefSeq and is a predicted model, not a curated record. Gene Ontology annotation, biological process: protein deubiquitination involved in ubiquitin-dependent protein catabolic process; protein K29-linked deubiquitination; positive regulation of Wnt signaling pathway.
ACUUUCCUAUUCUCACGAGAAGCGCUCCUACGUUUUAGCCUCUUCUCGGUAACAAAAAAAUAAUAGAAAAAUAAAUAAGACAAAAUCCUUUCCUUCAAUUCUAUGAUAUAGAUCCCAGAAAUAUGGGGGACAAAGAUUGUUUAAACAAAGUGCGUGUUAACGAGGUCUAUUUAUACAGUGAGACUUUGGGAGAGUAGGUGAGAGUGAUUAUUUUUCCACUGAAAAAAAGGGGAACGGAGUGAGAUAAAGUUGUGGGAAUAAGUGGUAUGAGAGAGAGAGAACGUCUGGGAAAAUUUUAUUAAUGUUUUUGUUGUGAUUAACGUGGUGUCCAUCGAGCAAUCGUAUCAGGUGAAUUUACAAGACGAACACCGAUGUACGACAGACGAAAAUAUAUCUCUAAUAGACAAAUGCUCACGAUAUGACUCCUGAAGACGUUUGAAAUAAGAGAUAAGCCUUCUAAUGAUCGGAUCUUCUGGGAACAUUCAGGAGAAUUGUAGAAUGUGAAAGUAUCCCAGUCUUCGUCAUAACAAGAAUUGGAUUUGGUGAAGACGAAGAGAAGUUUCAGGAGACGAGAGGGAGAUCAAUCUCGCCCCCCCCCCCUAAAUAAAAAAUGAGUGGUAAUUUGGAGGAAUCUCAAUCGAAAUGGAUCUGCGAGUACUGCACCUACGAGAACUGGCCAUCGUCCCUGAAGUGCACCAUGUGCAGAGGAGCAAAGCCCCUGCUUGGUGAGGACAUAUACAGAUUGCGUGAUCCAAGCCCCCAAAGAUCUAACGUCGCUUCGGGUCCAGUCUGCUACAGUCAAUCAUCAACAGACACCUACAACCUGAGUCCUCAAAAUUACAGUCAAAAUCUCCCAUCGGGUGGCAAGUGGUCAUGCGAAAUGUGCACAUAUUUAAAUUACCAAAAUGCCUCCCGCUGCAUCCAAUGCAGUACAUCAAAGCCAAUAGUCCACACUGUUCACCACAGUUUAGCCUCGAAUUUGCAUGAACAUUUAGCCCCCCUGAGACUUGCCGAUCCCCCACCGACGACAGUACCAGUAGGAAAUAAUCUAGCGCCAUCAUCUCAGAUGGAGAAGUGGUCCUGCCACAUAUGUACUUACGAAAAUUGGCCAAAGGCGACAAAAUGUAUAAUGUGCGCCCAACAGAAGGAGAAUCACCACUAUCAGCACCAGCAGCAACAGCAGCAGUGUGACAAGCGUGAAAAUUCAACGACAAAUACUGCAAUUAUUCUGCCAAGCCCUGAGAGGGACAAUCAGAAAGGUCUGCCUUCGCCUCCACAAUCAUACGAGAACUUAGCUGGUGCGAGACGAAGCCAGAGGUACGAGGGAAGAACCGACAGCCUGCCAGCACCCCAGGGUCCCAAUGACAUCGAAUACGAGGGAAGACUGAAGCAGUUCUCUCGUCACAAGGACUGGCGUUGGCUGAACGCCUGUCUGGGCAUCGUCGAGGGUCAGAAUGUUCCCGUGGAGGCGUACCUGGCAAGUGGUGGUGAUCCAGCUCGUCAAUUGACCCACUCGGAGGUACUACUACUCAACAGAAGCAGUGCAUUCGAUGUAGGACAUACUCUCGUUCAUCUGGCGAUAAGAUUCCAACGCGAGGACAUUCUAGCAACACUGCUGUCACAAAUUGAGGGCUCUGGGUCGGGGAUAAAGAGAGUGCCGAGUUACGUUGCACCAGAUUUGGCAGCUCAGAUACGUAGACACCUGACAAAUAGUAUUAGAGUGCGCAAGGGAUCAUUUCCAUGUUACUUCAUCACUGACGUCGCAACUUUUGCUCUCCCCGCUGAAGUUGAAGAUCUUCCCAGCAAUGUUCAGGAACAGAUGCUGGAGGAAUUGUUGGAUCGUGAGGCACAGCAACAACUCGAAGGGGGUGGGGGUGAGCCACCAGCUUUGAACUGGUCACUGGAGAUAACGGAGAGGCUUGGCAGUCGUCUUCAUGCACUUUGGAAUAGAUCAGCUGGUGAUUGUCUUCUUGAUUCAGCUAUGCAGGCAACGUGGGGUGUCUUCGACAGGGACAAUGCUCUGAGAGGUGCUCUUGCUGACUCGUUACAACAAGUUGGAUAUCUGUUCUAUCCACGCUGGAGGGAGUACGAAGCGUCACAGGCAUCCAGAAUGCUGGAUUUCACUCUGGAAGAGACACAGUGGCAAGAGGAUUGGGAAAAUUUACUGGCAACGGCUGCACAGCCCGGCAGUGCUCUAGAACAAUUGCAUAUUUUCACACUUGCUCAUAUCAUGAGAAGGCCUAUUAUCGUUUAUGGGGUUAAAUAUGUCAAGAGCUUCCGGGGUGAGGACAUCGGUUAUGCCAGAUUUGAGGGGGUCUAUUUGCCACUUCUUUGGGAGCCCUCUUUCUGUAUUCGUUCGCCAAUUGCACUUGGAUAUACCAGGGGGCAUUUUACAGCCCUUGUACCCAUCGAACCUUACGCCUCGUCCAGGCUGUCACACAGCGGAGUUGGCGUUGGGGGUGGAAACAGUCCCAUGCAACAACUCCAGAUACAGAUGCAGACAACUUUUAUGCCACUGAUGGAUACUGAACGUAAAUUGUUGCCAAUACAUUUUUUGACAUCUGAGGAAAUUGGCAGGGAAGAGACGAUACUGAAACAGUGGCUUGAUGUUUGCACUACCGAGGGGGGAAUACUCGUCGCACAGCAGAAAUUGCAUAAAAGGCCAUUGCUCGUUGCUCAGAUGCUCGAGGAGUGGCUCAAUCACUAUCGAAGAUUAGCCCAAAAUAACGACGCGCCAUACGUUCGUCCGCCUGUUCUUCAGGAUUACAGUAGCGACGGUGAUACCGAGGAUGAAUAACGUCCGGCUGGUGCAAUUCAUCAGAUUUAAAAUAUUAAUUCUAAUAAUAAUAAAAAAAGUAUUGAAAGGGAUCGAAAGAGCGUAUGGUCAUUUUCACAAAUCUCUUCAUUCAAAUAAAAUAAGGUUCUUCUUUCUUUUCGUAUAAUUAUUGUCGACGAAAAUUAGGAUGUGUCGAGACGUCAGCCAAUUUCAGAUAAUGCUCGGAAAGUACGACCAAUGGUAAUGAUAAUUCAAGUUACAGUUAUGUUCCCUCGUGGAGAAAAGGUAUCACAGAAGUAACAAAAUUGAAUCCCUAUUGAUUCACACCAUCAGUUCAGUCACAUUAAUUAAGACUUAUUAUUUAUUAAUUUUUUCCUUAAGACGAGUGAAAAAAAGUUUCAUGUUAACUACAAUUUUAUUGUUUAUUUUGAAAUUGUUUUUGUUUUUCGUUUACUCUUUAUCGAUAAAUAACAAUAGGGAUUUAGAAAAAUCAGUGUUGGAUUCUGUAAUGAGUCUUGCCGUUGAAUAAAUAAAUUUGAAAAAACUAGAAAUAAUAA